Messenger RNA from Zootoca vivipara (common lizard), 3288 nucleotides. It is a transcript of the gene SNPH, whose product is annotated as syntaphilin. The record is from RefSeq and is a predicted model, not a curated record. Gene Ontology annotation, cellular component: mitochondrion; cytoplasmic microtubule. Gene Ontology annotation, biological process: neuron differentiation. Lineage: Eukaryota; Metazoa; Chordata; Lepidosauria; Squamata; Lacertidae.
CAGCCCUUCCUCCCCUCCCGUCGGCCCCAGCCGGAGAGAACAGCCCAGCCCAGCCGCCUCUCUCUCCCACAAGCCCUGCAAGGCUGCAGGGGAGCAUCAAGCCGAACAGCAUGGAAGAAGAAAUACGCACAGGUCGCUGAUCGAGCCUGCUAGCUGGCUUCCUCAUGCAAGUACCGCAUUGGGGCUGCGCCCUCAUCCACCCUCCCCUCCCCAAGGUAUCACCAAGAAGAGGUUUGCUUUUGGAAAUUACCCUGACUGCCCCACCCCACGACUGAGCUGUCUUGGCUGGAGUGACAGCCAACCUCACCGCCAAGACCUGCGGUUCCAUGGCUAUGUCCCUGCCAGGGAGCAGACGACCCUCGACGGGAUCCCGGAGGCGUCCCUCUCCGCCAGUGAGCAUGCGGGACACUUACGGCACCUCCUCGCUCAGCAGCAGCAGCAACUCCGGCUCCUGUAAGGGCAGCGACAGCAGCCCCACCCCAAGGCGCCCAGUCAAGUACCUGCUGUGCAGUGACAACCAUGGGAUCAAGCCCCCGACCCCCGAGCAGUACCUGACCCCUCUCCAGCAGAAGGAGGUCUGCAUCCGACACCUCAGGGCCAGGCUUAAAGACACGCACGAGAGGCUUCAGGACAGGGAUGCAGAGAUUGACGACCUGAAGACACAGCUCUCCAGGAUGCAGGAGGACUGGAUUGAGGAGGAGUGCCACCGCGUGGAGGCCCAGCUGGCGCUGAAGGAGGCCCGGAAGGAGAUCAAGCAGCUGAAGCAGGUCAUCGACACCGUCAAGAGCAACCUGAUGGAGAAGGACAAAGGGCUCCAAAAGUACUUUGUGGACAUCAACAUUCAGAACAAGAAGCUGGAGACUCUGCUGCACUGCAUGGAGGUUGCCCAGGAUGGGACGGUCAAAGAAGAGGGGGCAGCGGAGUCCGCGGGGGGCUCUCCGGCCCGCUCCCUCACCCGCAGCUCCACCUACACCAAGUUGAGCGACCAGGGGGCCGCCGACAGGAACCUGGGCGGCUCCCAGAUCUCGGUGGAAGAAGCGGCCGACAGUGGCUUUGUGGCUGCAGAUGACUCCUUGAGCCGGACGGACUUGCUGGACCAGAGCAGCCUCCUGUCCUCGGGGGUGGAGUGUGGCACAGACGACACCUCCCUGCAGACCAACUUCACCCUGGGGUCCCGGGUGCCGACCAGCUCCACGUACGAGAAGCUGAUGGGCUCUCAGCACAGCGUCGAGGCUGCGGUGCAGGCCAGCUGCAUGCAGGAGCAAGCCAUACAGACGGACUUUGUGCAGUACCAGCCGGAUCUCGAUACCAUCCUAGAGAAGGUGAUGAAAUCCCAGGCUUGCAGCCUGGGCAGCCCCACGUCCGUGUGGGUGUCUGAAAUGGAGGAUGCGGCCGAGCCGAGUAGCUCAGAGGUCCGGGCCCAGAGCUUGCCCGGGGGCCCCACGGACAUGGCAGCUGUGUUGAUCAGCGCAGGGGAGGAGGGGGAGAACAUUACUGAGCAAGCAAGUUCACCAAGCCCAGCGGCCAACAGCCCAACCGUGCACCAGCCUUCUAGCGCGAGCCAGUCGGUGAGCGUCGUGUGUGCCCCAGAAGAAGAAGAAGAAGAAGAUGAAGCUGCUGCUGAGCCAGGCCGGGAGCUUGUAGCGGCAGCAGCAAGGGAGCCCCAAACUUACUGGAGCCGCCACUUCAUUGUGGAUCUCCUGGCUGUGGUGGUGCCGGCAGUGCCUACGGUCGCCUGGCUGUGCCGCUCGCAGAGGAGGCAGGGCCAGCCCAUCUACAACAUUAGCUCGCUCCUGCGCGGCUGCUGCACGGUCGCCCUGCACUCCAUCCGCAAAAUCAGCUGCCGCUCUGUAGCCAGCACCAGCGGCUCCUGCUCUCAGCCAUGACCUCCUUCCCCCACCCAGACCGUUGCUGCUUUGUCAAGAGAGAGAGAGAGAGAGAGAGCCUGUUCAUGGAAACAACCAUCAUUUAGCUGACCACUGAUUGUAAAUUUCAUCCACGCACUGAGACUUUUUAUUUAUUUAUUUAGGUAUUUAUUGGGCGGUUGGGGGGGGCUGGGUGACAGUUCUGACCUGCUGCAUCUCGAUUUAUACAAAUGACUUGGGGGAGUUAGUGUUGCCCCUCUUUCUGCAACCCUGGAGGAAUUGCAAGGAGCUGGGAUUGGGCAGGCGGCCUCCCCGCUGAAGGACCCUCGCCUUGUAGGUGCUGUAGCUUGUGGAAGUUUUCCUGUCAUUUCACUUCAGGGAAGUUACGAGACAUUUUCCUAAUCUCUCUCCUUUCCGCAGUAGGCUCUUUCUGGCUAUUUUUGCGAUACGCUAGAAAAGCUCCCCGAGAACUUGUUCCUUUCUCUUCUGCUUUUUCUAAGGCUACUCUAUAAACCACCAGUAUCCCUAAUCCUCACUAGGCCACCACCCGUAACCCACUUUUGCUCGCCUUGCCUCACUUACAGGUUCUUGCUGCAGUAACUACAGACCCUGCCGGAGCCUUUUGCUGGCUCCCAAGGGGGAGGGGAGGGGAAGAAAGGGGGCACAUCACAGUUGCCACCCACUGCCAGGUUGACUCAGAAGUGAGGAAGGAGUGGAUUUCAUAGCUCAGCAAUCAACACCUGCUUUGCAUGCAGAAGGCUACAAGUUCAAUCCCCAGCACCUCCAGGUGGGACUGGGACAGACCUCUGCCAGUCAGUGUAUGCAGCACUGGCCUAGAUGGACCAGUUAUCUGACUCCACAUGAGAUAGCUUCAUUAUGGUCCAUGGACUCAGAGUCAUCACUUUCCUCCCUUCAUCCAGUGACAGGCAAAGGGACUGUCUUGGUUCUUUCAUGGGGCACAAACAAAAUAGAGCCCUUUCUCCAUCUAAUGACACAAUGCCCGUCACCUUCCUGGCAGUUUAAAAUGGCACGUUCUUUCCUUCGAAAUGGGUUACCAUUUCCCCAGUCUUACUAAAGCAGUUGGCGCUUGCGUUUUCAAGCUCAGUUCACAGUUUGUGUUUCUUCUUCUUCUUCCCAAACCAAAAAAGUGACUUUGCCAAUUUAUAAUCCUGCAUCGCAACCCUCUCCUGUCGUCCUUUCUGUGCCAUUGGCACCUUAAGUAUGUUCCCUUCCAAUCCACUAGAGGCAGUAGCAGGGCUACUGUUCAGUACAGUGGUACCUCGCAAGACGAAUCCCCUGCAAGACAAAUUUUUCGCAAGAUGAAUGUGUCUUGCGAUCUGAUGGUGACUCGCAAGACAAAUUCGUUUUGCGAAAAAUUCGUCUUGCGAAUCGCGGUUUCCCAUAGGAAUACAUUGAAAUUUAA